Messenger RNA from Moesziomyces aphidis, 1593 nucleotides. The record is from the annotation of a GenBank genome assembly. Lineage: Eukaryota; Fungi; Basidiomycota; Ustilaginomycetes; Ustilaginales; Ustilaginaceae.
AUGGUCAACAUCACAUACGGCGUGCUCUCGGCGCCCGACGGCUCCACGUCGGGCUCGUCCAACUUUGCACCCAACGGCACCGACAUUAUCGUCACGUACGGUGCCGACGGCUCGAGCGUCGUUUCGUACUCGCCCGGUGACAUCUCGUGGGUGCUCACCAGCACGGCGCUCGUGUGGAUCAUGAUCCCCGGUCUCGGCUACCUCUACUCGGGUCUGGCGCGCAGAAAGAACGCGCUGCACCUGCUGCUCCUCACGCUCGCCGCCCUCGCCGUCGUCUCGUUCCAGUGGUUCUUCUGGGGCUACUCGCUCACCUUCUCCCAGACCUCGGGCGCGUUCCUCGGCAAUCUGCGCAACUUUGGCCACAUGGGCGUGCUCGAAAAUCCCGUGCCCCAGGCCAACAACAAGGUGCCCGAGAUCGUCUACUCGAUCUACCAAUGCAUGUUUGCCAACCUCGUGCCGGCCAUUGCCAUCGGCGCUGCAUGUGAGCGCGGCCGUGUCUGGCCGUUCCUCGUAUUCACAUUCGUCUGGACCACGCUCGUGUACGACGUGAUUGCCUGCUGGGUCUGGAAUCCGACGGGUUGGGCAUUCAAGUGGGGCGUCCUCGACUACGCCGGCGGUGGACCCGUCGAGAUCAACUCGGGAAUCACCGGACUCGUCAUUUCCUACUACCUCGGCCCACGCCACGGAUACGGCACAGAGCGUCUGCUGUUCAAGCCGCACAACGUCUCGCACAUUGUGCUCGGCACCGUCUUCCUCUGGGUCGGAUGGAUCGGCUUCAACGGCGGCUCCACCUUUGCCGCCAACAUCCGCGCCGCCAUGGCCAUCAGCACCACCAACCUCGCCGCCUCUACCGCCGGUCUCACCUGGAUGUUCCUCGACUUCCGUCUGGAGCGCAAGUGGUCCGUCGUCGGAUUCUGCACAGGUGCGAUUGCCGGUCUGGUCGCCAUCACCCCGGCUGCCGGCUUUGUCGGUCUGCCCGCCUCGGUGCUCAUCGGCGUCGUUUCCGCCGCCGUGUCCAACUUUGCCACCGUGCUCAAGGGCCCCAUGCGCGUCGACGAUGUGAUGGACAUCUUCUCCGUCCACGCCCUCGCUGGCUACGUCGGCACGCUGCUCACCGGCAUCUUCGCGCAAGCGUCGGUGGCGAACAACGACGGCAUCCUCGUCAUCCCCGGUGGAUGGCUCGACGGCCACUGGAUCCAGCUUGCCUACCAGCUGGCGUACUGCGUUGCUGUCACGGCGUGGUGCGGCGGUGUGACGUUUGCCAUCAUGUUUGUGCUCGACCACACGCCCUUCAUCGGGCCCUUCCGCGCGUCGGAGCUCGGCGAGGUGGUGGGUAUGGACGAAGACCAGUGUGGCGAGUGGGCGUACGACUACGCCUUUAUCAACCGCGACCUCGAGGGCAACUACCAGCCCAACCAUGGUCAGACGCUCGACAUGCACGAGAAGGUGGCGCAUACCGUUCACGACAGCUCGCUCAGCUCACAGACCAACGAGAGCGAUCAGGACACCGCCGCGCGCAGCAACCCGCAGGUGGCAGAGACCGCUUCGCAAAAGGAAGAGCCCGUCGCCGCGCCGGCGGUUCAGCAGACAUGA